ACUGGUGCAGGGUUUCUGAGCCUAAACACCUCAGCCUCGGGGAUAGCAGUCACAACAAACUCAAUGGACAAAACCGUUCCUGGAAGCUUCAACAGCAGGACCCUGAUCCCAAACUUGAUGAUCGUCAUCUCAGGACUGGUGGGGCUGACAGGAAACUCCAUCGUCUUCUGGCUCCUGGGCUUCCGCUUGCGCAGGAACGCCUUCUCCGUCUACAUCCUAAACCUGGCUGUGGCUGACUUCCUCUUCCUCCUCUGCCACAUCAUAGACUCCGUUCUGCUUCUCCUCAAGUUUUCCUAUCCCAACAUUAUCUUCCUCCCAUGCUUUAACACCGUCAUGAUGGUUCCCUACAUCGCAGGCCUGAGCAUGCUCAGUGCCAUCAGCACCGAGCGCUGCCUGUCUGUCCUGUGCCCCAUCUGGUACCGCUGCCACCGCCCAAAACACACAUCAACUGUCAUGUGUGCUACGAUCUGGGUCCUGUCCAUAUUGAUCAGCGUUCUGAACCGGUAUUUCUGUGGCUUCUUAGAUACCAAAUAUGAAAAUGACAAUCGGUGUCUGGCAUCGAACUUCUUCACUGCGGCGUGCCUGAUAUUUUUGUUUGUGGUCCUCUGCCUGUCCAGCCUGGCCCUGCUGGCCAAGUUGUUCUGUGGCGCUGGUCGGAUAAAGCUCACCAGAUUGUAUGCGACCAUCAUGCUCACAGUGCUGGUUUUUCUCCUCUGCGGCUUGCCCUUUGGCAUCCACUGGUUCCUGUUAAUCUGGAUUAAGAUUGAUUAUGGUGUGUUUGCUUAUGGUCUUUAUCUGGCAUCACUGGUCCUGACUGCCAUUAACAGCUGUGCCAACCCCAUCAUUUACUUCUUCGUGGGCUCCUUCAGGCACCAGCUGAAGCACCUGACCCUCAGAACGGUUCUCCAGAGGGCUCUCCAGGACUCCCCUGACACGGGUGAAAAUGGAAGCAGUGUUCCUCAGGACACGGUGGAGAUGUCAAACAGCAGAGUGGAAUAGUGAUGAAGACCUCUGCCGGAACCUCAGAGGUGGCUUUGGAGUAACCACCACUCUGCUCUCUCCUCUCAGCCUUCUGACCUGACAUGCCUCAGUGGUUCACCAUCG
This is a messenger RNA of Peromyscus eremicus (cactus mouse), 1104 nucleotides long. RefSeq names its product mas-related G-protein coupled receptor member A. Bases 64 to 999 code for a protein of 311 amino acids. Gene Ontology annotation, biological process: G protein-coupled receptor signaling pathway. Gene Ontology annotation, molecular function: G protein-coupled receptor activity. The transcript has a single exon. Gene Ontology annotation, cellular component: membrane. The record is from RefSeq and is a predicted model, not a curated record. NCBI's taxonomy places the organism in Eukaryota, Metazoa, Chordata, Mammalia, Rodentia, Cricetidae.